Messenger RNA from Cinara cedri, 834 nucleotides. NCBI's taxonomy places the organism in Eukaryota, Metazoa, Arthropoda, Insecta, Hemiptera, Aphididae. The record is from the annotation of a GenBank genome assembly.
AUGGAGACGGUACGAUUUAGCUACAGCGAUCGCGACUGCGACUUAAAAUUAUUUGCGGUCACGGUCGCAUAUUCACCGUUUGAUUCUACGGACAAUUCAUCUACUAACGUCUUCAAUAACCAUGAGUCAGGUUAUUUGCAGUUGUCAAACUCUACUAUCACCGUCAAGUACGAGCCUGUAACAUUGAGCAAUUCGGCCACGUUUUUGGACAAACCUUAUGUUUUGAAUACAACAGCGAAUGAUUCGACUGCGUUCCUGGACCAACCCUCUAUUUUUAACGUGACGGGUAACGGAUGGGAGACCACCACGAAUAUCAUCACUGUUACCGAGUUUAAUACGAACGGACCAGAGGUGAAUUCUACAUUAAUUACUGUCACACCAAACUUAGAGUCGAAACCCAUAGAAAUGGGCUCCACUAAAAAUAUCAUGAAUUCUACAUUUAAUGACUCAAUCUUUACGACAUACGAGCUAAAAACAAAUUUAACGAACACGGAUUCAACACAUAUGACUGAUCUAAAUUAUACAAUAAACCGUUCCAUAAAUACUGUGCAACAUUUGAAUUUGACAAGCAAUAGUUCUAUCAACUCUAUGCUUUUUUCUGCGAACUCCGAGUUAAAACCUGAGGUGUCAAAUUCGACAGAAACAAUUACCUCUACUGGCUUAAUUGUUGCCGAAGAUGUUGGUUUACAAUUGGGUUCAGAAGAAAAUCCUACCUCUGACACCGCGUCUGCCUUCUCCAAACGGUCUAUUGAAAUGGAAUCUCAAGAUGUGAUUCUUGGUAAACUUAAACAUUUUCGCUGCAUACCUAGGUAUCCGUGCAUAGUUAAUAAUUAA